Messenger RNA from Solanum lycopersicum (tomato), 1753 nucleotides. RefSeq names its product NEDD8-conjugating enzyme Ubc12-like. NCBI's taxonomy places the organism in Eukaryota, Viridiplantae, Streptophyta, Magnoliopsida, Solanales, Solanaceae. The record is from RefSeq and is a predicted model, not a curated record.
AGAUAAUGAAGAAGUUCGAAUUACAAGAAUGUGUUAGUUUCUUAAUCUAUAAUUAGAUUUUUAUAUCUAGAAAGGAAGAUGCAUUGGAGAGGGGAUUUUUCUUUCUUAGUUAAAAUAGGUAAUAUACUGAGAAUAUGAAGUGAAUUGAGAAAAACAAGAACAAGAUGUAAGAUAAUUAAGUUUUUCUUGUUUUAUGUUUGGAGAAAAAAAGACAAAAAAAAUUUCAUUGGACUAAUCGAUAUAUUAAUUCAUGAUUUAAUAGAAUAUCGAUAAAUAUCUUUUCAUUCUUAAUUUAAGAUUUUGAUUCAAGCUUUGAUUAUAAAAUCGUUUUUUAUUAAGUAACAUUUUGCGUUUAUAUGAAAAUUUCAAGCACAAAGUCAGAUAUGAUCGAAGAUUUAUCAUUUUACCACAAAUAAUAAUAUGACUUUAUAGACAUAUUUAAAUUUCACUUCGAAAUACAAAUACUGAAAAUCAAAGAUUGGGUUAUAUAACAUUUUUCUUAUGAAAUAAUAAAGGAAAAAAAGAUAAAUAUAUCCUCAAACUAUCAUAAAUGGUAUGCAGAUACCCUCUAUCAUAUUUUUGAGAUAUUGGUGCCCCUGUCGUCCAAAACUAGAGCAUAUAUCUCAUUCGAUCUAAUAGAAUAAACAGGGACACGUUGCGCAGUUUUUAGACUUUGGACACAAAUAUCCCAAAAGCACGACUAAAGAUAUAUACACACCAUUUACGAUAGUUCAGGAGUAUAUAUAUCUUUUUUGCCAAUAAUAAAUAAUCAUUAGAAAUGUAUUUAUUACAAAACAAAAAAAAUAAUAUUUUUUAACUAUUUUUAAUCUAUUGCCAAAUGUUAAUUCCCCAUAAAUUCCACUUAUGACUCGGUCACAUACAUACGUAACUCCAUCCACAACUCCAAAAAAUAAAAAAAUAAAAAGCAUAACGCGAUAAAUAUUGCGAAUUUCCUCAAACAACUUGUAGUAUUUAAUCAAACUCGUAUGUAAUUACUUAACAUGUUAAAACAAAAAUAGUUUAAUCAUUAUGAUUAAUUUAAUCAAAGUUCGAGAAAAACAAAAAGAAGCAGCUGAAAAUGCAGGAUCAAAAACACCAAUUAAAGAACAAACAGCCUCAAAAUUACGUGUCCAUAGAGAUAUUAGUGAAUUAACCUUACCAUCAAUUUGUACAAUUGAAUUUCCAAAUGGUAAAGAUGAUCUUAUGAAUUUUGAAGUUUCAAUUAAACCUGAUGAAGGUUAUUAUCAUGAUGGUGAAUUUCCAUUUAAAUUUGAAAUUCCAAUACUUUAUCCACAUGAUGCACCAAAAGUUAAGUGCAAAAUCAAAGUUUAUCAUCCAAAUAUUGAUUAUGAUGGUAAUGUUUGUCUUAAUAUUCUUAGAGAAGAUUGGAAACCUAUUUUAAAUAUUAAUGCUGUGAUUUAUGGUUUAAUUCAUUUGUUUACUGAACCUAAUUAUGAAGAUCCACUUAAUCAUGAAGCAGCUGAUGAAUUAAGAGAUAAUCCAAAGAUGUUUGAUUCAAACGUUAGGAGGACGAUGUGGGGAGGACAUAUGCAUGAUGUGUAUUUUGAUCGCGUUUUAUAGAAUUCGGAGCCUAAAGGGUAUAAAAUAUUAAUAAAAAUUCUAAAACAGCAUAUAACAUUUUGUAUCAACCAAAACGGUAAAAUACAACAGCAAUCUCUUCCAUCAAAAUCGCUGCUGUAGCGAUUAUGCAAAAAAAAUGUAAUUUUUUAUUAAAAAAUUAAAAUAUUUUUAU